Messenger RNA from Aspergillus brunneoviolaceus CBS 621.78, 798 nucleotides. RefSeq names its product SDR family oxidoreductase. Gene Ontology annotation, cellular component: cytosol. NCBI's taxonomy places the organism in Eukaryota, Fungi, Ascomycota, Eurotiomycetes, Eurotiales, Aspergillaceae. Gene Ontology annotation, molecular function: oxidoreductase activity. The transcript is spliced from 6 exons. Bases 1 to 798 code for a protein of 265 amino acids. The record is from RefSeq and is a predicted model, not a curated record.
AUGUCGCUCAAGGGAAGAACAGCUCUUGUGACCGGUGCAUCAAUGGGCAUCGGAGAACACAUUGCAGCUUCUUUGGCCGAGGCGGGGGCCAAUUUGAUUCUUUUCUCACGGUCAGAGGAAAAACUAGAGCAACUCAGGGAAAAGCUGUCUGAGAGUACCUCUAGCAAAGUCAUUUUCCGGACCGUCGAUGUUGGGAAUCUUGAGAGUGUUAAUAAUGCUGUAUCAUCUUGCGCGAGAGAGAUGGGAGGAAUUGACAUUCUUGUCAACAACGCUGGUUUAGCUCUUGGUGCUCCGAAUCCAUUCUAUAACUUGAAGCCAGAUCAAAUUUUGACAAUGAAUAACACAAACGUGAAUGGCCUCAUGUUUGUCUCGCAUACGGUGCUCAACCACGCUAUGCUGUCCCAAAAUGCGGGCACAAUUUUGAACGUGACUUCGAUCACUGGACUUGAGGUCCCGCCAUUCCCGGGCGAGGCUGUGUAUCAUGCGAACAAAGCCUGCCAGGAAGCCUUCACCAACGCAAUGCGCAAUGAGUUGAACGGGACCAAUAUUCGUGUACUUGCCAUACGACCGGGAUGCGUAGCGACAAACUUCCACUCUCAGCGUGUGGGUCAUGACAAGCGGAUGUACGACCAGUUCUUUGAGGGAUUCGAGCCACUCAUUGCACCAGAUAUUGCGAGAGCGGUGGUAUUCAUGCUCGAACAGCCACUCAAUGUUUCAAUCAAGGUACUUGAUGUUGUUCCGUCGGCGCAACGCUCAAUCGCUGUCUUUGACCGCAAGUGGGAUGAGCGACAGAAGUAG